UUUGUGCAGAUCGUGAUCAUAAUCGUCGUGAUGACUGUGAUGGUCGUGGUGGUCGUGUGCCUGCUCAACCACUACAAACUCACCACAUGGUCGUUCCUGAGCCGCGCUAGUCAGGCACAGAGUCAGGAUCUCUCUCUGCAGCCGGAAGGUUCUCUGUGGCCAUCAGAUAAUGGGCUGAGACAAGGAGCAUCUGAGGUGGUAUAUGCUCCUCAGCCAAGGGACCGCUUCACCGCACCCACUUUCAUGCAGCACAACCGCUUCAGACGUUUCCAGCCUACAUAUCCGUACCUGCAGCAUGAGAUCGAUCUGCCGCCCACCAUCUCGCUGUCGGACGGAGAGGAGCCACCACCGUACCAGGGUCCCUGCACACUGCAGCUAAGAGACCCCGAACAGCAGCUCGAGCUCAACCGAGAGUCGGUACGCGCCCCGCCUAACCGGACCAUCUUCGACAGCGACCUCAUUGACAUGCACAGUUCAGGGGGUGGAGGUGGGCCGCGGCCUCCCAGUAGCAACUCUGGGAUCAGCGCGGCCAGCUCCAGUACCCAUGGACGCAUGGAGGGCCCUCCGCCCGCAUACAGUCAAGUAAUUGGGCAGCAGUCGGGCAUCGUACUUUACCUCCACCAGCACAGCAAUAACCCGCCCAUCCCCGUCACUGUGCAGACUCCGCCCAGGGGCCGGACAGAUUUAAACAGCCCAGAGAGCACAAUAGCUCUGAGCAAAGGCCAACAAAGGGAGGAGCUAGUGUGAGGGGGUGGGGCUAGCACACGUUUGGGCAAUUGCGAUCACUCUCCACCCAUAAAGGGAAUGGGUUCUCCCUCUUGACACUCCCGUGCACAACAGCGCUUAAUGUUUUCGUGACGAAAGUGAAACCAUGUGUUUGUUUUUUUUUAAAUAACAAUAUGGAGCUGAGCUUACGAAAGAAAACAUUGCAUUUGUUUUCUCAAACCAGCUGCGCUAAAACUGGGGUUUAUGCACUGCCCGGAGUCUCCCACCUUUAUUGCUCUGUAUUACUUCUGUAUAGCCGACAAAUUUAGAGAAAUUUAUUCGCGCACAAGACAGGCUUUUUGUUGUUGUUGUUGUUCUUGUUGGUUUUAUUGUUGUGUUCCUCUUGAAUGCCCCCCCUCCACACGUGAUAUACUAGCUGUGUGGAUAGAAUUUUUUUUUUCUUUUUUUUUUUUUUUAAUUCAAAGACCGAGAUCUGUGCAGCAUGAACAAAACAAAUGCAUAAAAGGGUGGUGAAAAUCCAAAUCCUAGUGCCAAGGUUUAUGAGGAAGGUGUCAUAGGGGCGUUGACUGUCUUAAAGACUUGUUAUACAUUUAAAUCAAAACCCUUUUCUGAACU
Molecule: messenger RNA, 1341 nt
Organism: Sinocyclocheilus rhinocerous
Lineage: Eukaryota; Metazoa; Chordata; Actinopteri; Cypriniformes; Cyprinidae
Product: low-density lipoprotein receptor class A domain-containing protein 4-like
Exons: 4
Coding region: 31-747 (238 amino acids)
Biological process (GO): negative regulation of transforming growth factor beta receptor signaling pathway
Cellular component (GO): Golgi membrane; early endosome membrane
Molecular function (GO): R-SMAD binding
Source: RefSeq, a predicted model, not a curated record